GUAUUGUCUCCGGCAACAGACUCUUGUACAAUACAUUUUGUUUUCAUCAAUGCUUACGUUGAUAAAUAUUUAAAUAGUCUAUGCAAUGUUCUUUACAUUUGAUUGAAUGGACCUGAGAUGUUUUUUAUUUUUUUUUCGGUAUCACUUUGAUGAGCUAAAAUGGCAAUACAAGGACAACCGUUUCAUACGCUAGAACUGAUUUAUUCCUCAACUUCAAUGUACCCACACUAGCCAGAACAGCAGAGGCACUUGAACAUGGCGGAAGUUGGGAAGUUCGAACCAGAGCAGGACAUUGAGAAGAAAAUUGAGGAGACGAGACAGAAGUUCAAUAAUGAGUACGUCCAAGGACAAGAAUCUGACAAAUAUGACUCCAGAGAUGUGGACAGGCUACAAAAGGAUGAUGCUCUGGUGGAGGCAUACCUGACAUGGCGACUAUACUCUGUGGACGAUGCCCUGAAGAUGAUUGACGACAGUUUCUUGUGGAGGAAAGAAUUUGGUUUGAAUGACCUCACUGAGAGCAGCAUUCCAAAGUGGAUGUUUGAGACGGGGGCUGUCUUCCUCCACGGCUACGACAAGGAAGGCAACAAGCUCUUCUGGUUCAAAGCCAAGCUACAUACCAAGGAUGCAAAGACCAGCAUGGACAAGAAGAAGUAUGUUGCCUUCUGGCUGGAGCGCUAUGCUAAGAGAGAGCCAGGGAUGCCACUGACUGUUGUGUUCGACAUGGCCGAUUCAGGGAUUAGCAAUAUCGACAUGGAUUUUGUGAAGUAUGUAAUUAAUUGCUUCAAAGUGUAUUAUCCAAAGUUUCUAUCCAAAAUGAUCAUUGUCGACAUGCCAUGGAUCUUGAAUGCUGCAUGGAAGAUUGUGAGGACAUGGUUGGGUCCAGAAGCCAUCAGCAAGCUCAAGUUUGCAUCUAAAAAUGAGAUCCAAACAUUUAUUGGCCAUGAAUACCUGCCUCCUCACAUGGGUGGAACGGAUCCCUUCAGAUACAGCUAUCCUCCCCUUCCUGACGAUGACUUCCAAACGCCAGUAUGUGAGAACGGACCAAUCGUCAGCGAGGACGACAACGAGAGCAAGGACUUCGAAUCAGACAGCAAGGAGUUAGAGUCGAGCUUCAGCUCCGAGGUCGCAAUCAAGCCCAAAAAGGUGUAUUUCUCAGAGGAGAGCCUGAGCAGUCUGAAGCUGGACGACAACGACAAAGGAGACAGCCGGCCGAAGGGAGCCAGGAAGCCACUGACCACAUUCAAGGCCCCUCUGCUACACGUCAGUCCAGCAGAGGAGCUGAGCUUUGGGUCCAAAGAGUCAGACAGGAAGUGUCUUAUCAUCCUCGGUAAUGUGUCAAAGAAUCAAGUGGCCUUCAAGGUACGAACCACAGCACCUGAGAAGUACAGAGUGAAGCCCAGCAACAGCUGCUGUGAACCGGGCGCUUCUGUGGAUAUAGUGGUGUCCUUACAUGGAGGCUACCAGGCAUCUCUGCAGGACCGCUUCCUAGUCAUGGCUGCAGAGAUGGAGCAGAACGCUGGUGCUGGAUCACAAGAGCUCGCUCACUUCUGGAAGGACGUGCCCAAAACCAAGAUCAUGGAGCACAGAUUACGAUGUCACAUCCUGGAGAGCACUAAGCCCAUCCUGACCUGUGGAAGUGACAGCCCAAUUGAAGGAGGAGCCGAUGGCCACCCGGACCUGCACACAACGCUAAUGCGUGUGAUGGUGUGUAACGCCAGGCUCGAGCAGAAGCUAGACCAGUAUCUGUGGGUCCAGCAGGUUCUGAUUGGUCUGGUACUUGUUGUCAUGAUGUUCACCUUCCUGUGUCUCUACAACCUUCCUGGGACUUCCUGACCUGACAACAUGGCCUACCUCCUCCUCCCAUCUAACAUAGAGACUACAGCAGCUGAAAGCUUAACCAACAGGAAGAGGGCUGGUGUUGUACUCAGUGAUAAAACAAGAGUAGACUCUCUUCUCUACAAGGGCUGUCAUCAUGGAGAUGGAGGGCUGCUCUGAUCCGUAGCAGUGAGCUUGUGGAGUUGCCCAGAGAGAUUCCUCAUAGUUUCCUGGGUGUUGUGAGAGGUACUGUACCUAAAGAGUCUCGACACUGUGAAAUGAAAUCAAUAAUCUAUUUUUAUUACUGAUCAUGGAAUUAUACAGUGCCUUCAGAAAGUAUUCAUACCCCUCGACUUAUUCCACAUUUUGUUGUUAAAUCCUGAAUUCAAA
Molecule: messenger RNA, 2205 nt
Organism: Salvelinus sp. IW2-2015
Lineage: Eukaryota; Metazoa; Chordata; Actinopteri; Salmoniformes; Salmonidae
Product: motile sperm domain-containing protein 2
Cellular component (GO): endoplasmic reticulum-endosome membrane contact site; endomembrane system
Source: RefSeq, a predicted model, not a curated record